AUUUCUGGUUAGCAACACUGUGGGGUAGCAUAGCCAUCAUCGUCAGCUGUAGCAAGCUACUAUGGCACAGGCAGCACAGGCAACACAGGCAAACGCCUUCGACGCGAACAACUCUCAGAUCCAGGUGGAACACGAUAAAAAGCGUCGGCAGUUUGUUAUAAGACUGAAUGGAUCUCAUGAUCGUGCAGUUCUUCUGUAUGAAUACGUUGGGAAGAAGACGGUGGACUUGCAACACACUGAAGUUCCAGAUGCUUACAGAGGGAGAGGAAUAGCCAAGCACUUGGCCAAGGCAGCCAUGGAUUUUGUGGUUGAAGAGGAUCUGAAAGCCCACUUGACCUGCUGGUACAUUCAGAAAUACGUCAAAGAGAAUCCUCAGCCUCAGUACUUUGAACAUAUUUAUCAAUGACCCUACAUGGCGCGCCGACAGAGAAGAGGAGAAAGAGACUCCCAGGGGAUAAAUACAGUGUGGCAGCAUGCUUUGGAGUUACAGGCUGAUAAUACAACAAAGGACCUUCCAGGCGUUGUUAAACAUGACAUUGAGUGACUCCAUGGACAAAUGAUCUCGCUAUAAAGACGUCCGUGAGCUGAACGUUGGGUUGAUGGCUCAGUCAUGUGCAUAACACGGGGAUACACACUCACCAAAAACAGGAAGUCAAUCAGCUGGUCGGCUUGUAAAACCAUGAGCAAAUGAACUAACCAAAGCAGAAGCGUGUUAUGUCAGGCAGACACCUUCAGGAUGUGCACCUAUCACUGACUGGAAGCCAGGGUUAGGCAUGUAAUGAGAACAGACGUGAGUCUGAUCUUAUGUUGCUUUUUUUUUUUGUCCUCCUUUGGACUCACUGGUUGUGAGUGGUGCUACCAGAUGACACACCCAGGCGUCUUUCUCCAAGAUAGUUUUGUUGGAAGCAAUGACGGCUUCACUGAUGCGCAAACGGUGAUGGCUUUUAUGUUUUGACUCCACCCUCUUAACAUUCAAUAGCUUUGUUUUUUUUGUUUUGUUUUUUUUUUCAAUUUGCUGUUCACUCCUCUCUUAAGAAAUUGUGUUUCUAGGGCUGAGAUGAUAAUUUGGUCGGUUGAAAAGGUGAUAUGCAUCUUUGAAACAUCAAGCUACUCAAAAGACAAAAGAAAAGGGUUUUUUUUAGGUAUAGGCAUGAAUGUUGUGGGAAAAGGGUCAUUUUUAAAAAUCUAAUCUGUAUUUUGAAGACAUUUAUAUUCCUGAACUCUCAGUUUGGUCUAGUGUUGCUGUAUCUGCUUCCAUUCUUUCCAAUAACAGAAACAUGCUGUUCAUAAUUGGAGUUAUAAAUCAAUGAAAGAUGCAGGGACUUAUAAACCAAAGAACACAAACUGAGGCUGUCUAACUCUGGAGGUGCAAUCCUGAACAAGCCUCAAGACAAAACUUGUCACUUCUUCUGCUGUUAAAUGUUACAGACACGCAUGUUAUAAUGGGGUCUGAAGCUUGUCACUGUGUGGUUCCACACCUCUGUGUGGAUAUGGGUAAAUCUCUCUGCUCAAACCAGCAUUUCAAAAGCAGCACUGCAACAUUCAGGGCAUUUACAUUCUAUAGUGUCCACUGUCCUUUGUUCUGUCAUUCAGGGAAAUGACACUGGAUGGCCGGAGCGCAAAGCUCAUUUGAUCUGUUUUGUGUUUUUUCUGUUACCCACAAGGCUUCUUUCGCCACCUCAUGUCAAAAUGAUAAAGGUCAUCAUGAAAGAAAACUUUCACUUACAAAAAAAGGGGUUACUGUGGUUUUCCUUUUUUUUUUUUUUUGGCUCUUCAGGAGGGUUUGCUUUCGACAAUCUUAAGUGUUGAGAAGAAAAUGAGCUCAGGUUACUCAACACACUCUGGCAGGACAUACAUCAACAUGCAAGGCAGACUCUCUGUCUGCUUUAAUCACGUACAAGUAAUUGCAGGAAACCACUUUCCCUUUGUAAAACUUUCCUUUCGGUGAUACACACCUAUUGAUAGGCUGAGGUAUUAAAGGUGUCUUUUUUUGUUUGUAUUUGUAUGUUUUUUUGGAAAUGAGCUUUUGAGCAUGUGGCUCUAUCAAAUGCGUCAAAGCGAACCAGUCCUCACUAUGUUACUUGUGCUUGAGACUUUUUUUUCCCCAUUCUUGUUGUCUAUGAAUAAAUAAACCAAGUACUCAUCAAAUUAUCAAUGUCAAAGUAUGAAUUUCUAACAGAGCAGUGGAAGAUGCACAUGCAGCCAACUUUGAAGAUGUCCACCUCAAAACACUUGUACUUGGUCAGAUUAGCACUUUACAUGUCAGCAAGGCGGUAUAAUUACUAUUUACAACUAUAAUUACUACAUGUGUAGUAAGUCAGAGAGCUAC
Messenger RNA from Chelmon rostratus (copperband butterflyfish), 2329 nucleotides. RefSeq names its product protein NATD1 (gene natd1). Bases 62 to 406 code for a protein of 114 amino acids. The transcript has 3 exons. NCBI's taxonomy places the organism in Eukaryota, Metazoa, Chordata, Actinopteri, Chaetodontiformes, Chaetodontidae. The record is from RefSeq and is a predicted model, not a curated record.